GGCUGGACUUCUACUACUCCGCCUAACAUUCGGGGGAGAGAGAGAGCGCGAGAGCGAGCGAGCGAGCGAGACCGGAGACGUUCAUUGACAUAAAAGUGAAGACGCUCUCUCGGUUUAAAAAAAAAAAAGCAAGCGAGAUCGGGCAGGGAAGCGAGAUCCAGAGUUCUUCCUUCUCUCCCUUCCGUCUUCCUUGCUCUCUAAGGAUCUGCGAUUCAUUCUUUAUUCGCCCUUUAUUUAUUCCCCUUUCCCUUCAUCUGCCGAGAAAUCUCGUCGCUUAAAGAACUUGGAUUUUGCCCUCUUUGGUGAAGGGAAAAAAAAAGGGGUGUGUGAAGAAUUUUCCCCCGGUUGUUUUUUUUUAAAGCCAAGAAGAAAGGGCCCAAAUCGAACCGGGCUGAAUGAAGAGUUCUUCCUAAAAAGCUUGCUGUUCAAACAAGCCCAAACCAUCCAACUUCAGCUGGGAAGCAGCGAGCCAUAGCAGCUGUAAGAUCCGAGACCUUGGAAACGGGGGGAAAAAUGCACUAAAAGUUUUGGCAAACUUUUCUUCUUCGUCUCGGUUUCUUUUUUUCCUUUUUUCUUUUCUCCUCCUCCCCGGUGCUUGUGUUGGUGGUGAGAGCGAGCCGCUCGCGUGAGGUGCUUUUGCCACCGAGGGAUAGAGUGUGCGUGGAAGAGAGGGGAAGAGGAAAAUCGGUUACUAUUCGCCGUGCUGCUGGGAGGGAAUUGUUCGGGAGAAGCGGAACCGGCGGAUCGGAACCAAGCCGAGCCGAAGACCUUGAGCAAGCGAGCGCGCGGCAAAAGCGAGGGCAAACUGCGUCUCUGGGGCCUCGGGAGAGCGGAGCUUAUGGACGGGUGAAACCAGAGUCUAAAUUCUACCCCCCUCCCCCCCUUCAACCCCUCAGCUUGAUCAGAGCGACCGCCGAGCAAAGGAGAAGGGCUUAGACAACUCGACCGAGCCGAUCCUCCCCUCGCUCCUGGAAUCAUGAACUUUCUGCUCACUUGGAUCCAUUGGGGGUUGGCGGCGCUGCUUUAUUUCCACAACGCCAAGGUGUUGCAGGCUGCUCCUGCCCAGGGGGAUGGAGACAGGCAACAAGGUGAAGUUAUCUCAUUUAUGAAGGUCUUUGAGCGUAGUGCCUGCAGGUCAAUUGAGACCAUGGUAGAUAUUUUCCAGGAGUAUCCUGAUGAGGUGGAAUACAUCUUCAAACCAUCCUGUGUGCCCCUGAUGAGAUGUGCAGGAUGCUGUAAUGAUGAAGCACUAGAAUGUGUGCCUACAGAGAUCUACAAUGUCACCAUGGAGAUCAUGAAACUCAAACACUUUCAGAGUCAGCAUAUACAUCCGAUGAGCUUCCAGCAGCACAGUAAAUGUGAAUGCAGACAAAAGAAAGAAGUCACAGUUAGGCAAGAAAAAAAAUCAAAGCGAGGAAAGGGGAAGGGUCAAAAAAGAAAGCGCAGGAGAGGCCGGUAUAAACCACAGAAUUUUCACUGUGAACCUUGCUCAGAAAGGAGAAAGCACUUGUACAAACAAGAUCCCUUGACCUGUAAAUGUUCCUGCAAAUUCACAGACUCACGUUGCAAGUCGAAGCAGCUUGAGUUAAACGAGCGCACUUGCAGAUGUGAAAAACCGAGGCGGUGAGCAGCAGAGAAGAAAGGGAGUGCGGGCGCAGCCUUGGUUCUGGAGCCUGACAUCUCACCUGGUCAGAAACGGAAAACAAACACUAAUCCAAAUGAACACUAAAAAUGAAGGAUCAGCAGCGCACAGCACUUUUGAGUAUGGACGAUGGACUCUGGAAGGAACAUUCCCUGACGACCUGCGCAGGAUUCACCUUUUGGUUUUGAACUGGUUUUACAGAAAAAAAAAACUUUCCUUCUCAUGCUGCUAAGAUAUAGAGCCAGGGAGAGUGGAGUGAUAUAUGCUUGGGACUCCCAAUACACAUGAAGUAUAUGUAUAUGUAUAUGAAUAUGUAUGUGUAUAUGUAUAUAUACUGAAUUUCUAAAACAUUGCUAACAUUAUUGGUGUCUUCACUGGAUAUACUCAACUGCUGUGGACACAAGUGGGCUAUUUGGGACAUAAGAAAGAAACCACGACUGGACUCCAGUCAAUACUGCUCAAUAUAUUCUUCAUACUCUUCCUGACCCUCUAAAGCCUGCUGGUCUCACUUCCUCUCCCCACUCUCCUGCCCCACUCCCGUGUGGGAGCGAAACAUUUGUACGAGAAGAGAUGGCAGGGGAUUCCCAAAAUGGCACCUUGGAAUACUGUGGGUCAAAAGGUCAAGGAAAUAACUCUUAAAUGCUGGAACUGAUGGUUCAAUCAAAUUCCCUUCCCCUUCCUUCUCGGAAAUCUCUUCUGAGUCUGGCUCACAAUCUACUGGCUUCAAUGGGGUCGUCGGUGUAUAUUUUUGUAUUGACUUGCUGCAGGAACAUUUUGCCACAGAUAACGUGUUUUGGCCUUACUGAUGGGAAGCGGCUGAGUUUGGACUUGUCAGCUCAAGGAGGCAUCCCUGGAAUCCUGCCAUCCCUGUUGGCUACUUAAAUAAUGGAUGUCAUAUUGGCAGAAGGAGACGGAGGAAAGAAGGGGGACUUACAGAGAGCCGGGCAGUUGAACCAGCACUGUCAACCAUCAUGCACAGAGCUGCCACUGAAGAUACUUCUGGAACAUCUCUGGAAAGGGAUAUUAAUUUAAGUAUAUAUGCGCAAUAGGCAGGAUGCGUGAGUGUGUGUGAGUGAGGGGGUACAUACAACUGUAUAGGGUUUUUCUUCUCUUUUUUGUGCCUAAUAAGUUUAAAAUUGGCUUGUUACAUUUUGGGCCUUCGAGGGAAAAGCUGGUGAGAGCUUACUCUUUAGCAUUGUAAAUGUGUUAUUCUCAGUCUUGUACCAUCAAUAUAUUAAGACAUAGUAUUCUUUGCUGGACUUGUGCUGUAGGACCUAUUACCACCACUAAAAAAAAAUAGCAUAGAGCCUCCCCAUUAUCAAUAAUAUCUGAAUAAUUCGUCCCAGCCAUUCGGAUAUGACUUGUAUGAAAGGUCAGUGGGACUCUACAUUGAAUUCCAGAGUUAUCCUGCUUCCAGUGUGGGCAGAAGAACUUUUGAAUUAAAGAGGGCCCUUGUGUGACAUUCUAAAACAACCUUCAUGACUUCCCUAUUUAAGAAGAUUCUACAGUUCAGUUACAGGAAAUAUGGGGGAUGAAAGGAGCAAUGUGAUUUUGGGAUGAUUCUAAAUGUGUUGUCCAUUUAUUCACUGCAGGAGCUGAAAUAACUAAAAAACACUGCUAUUAAGCAGAUGUAAGAAGGAAGACAAAACCACCAUGCUUCCCUCUGUCCUUAAAGCCAUACCUAUGCCCAAAUUAGAUAAUUCACCUUGACUUUGACCUUUUCUUUUGGAGUGCCCACUGUAGACUUUACAAAGUAUGAUUGUUUUACCCAGUUUCCCCAUUGACCUGUAUAGACCAGCCAUGUAAGCUUUUGGUUAGCCUCCCUCAAUCCAAGCUCUUCCAUAACUGUUAGACUUCAGAGCCAAUAUUCCGAAUCAGCAAGGCAAAUAGGCUGAGAAAAGUGGGAAUUGUUCUGGAAGGUAGCAGAUUGGGGAAGGCUAUCUCAAGCUUUUUUUGCUAGUUUUUUGAAUGCUUGGUUGCUGGGUUAUUCCCAUAGCAGUUUUGGAACCUAAUUGAAUAGCCUUAAGUGCUUCUAUGCAAAAAGAUUUUUAGGUUCAGGUGCACACAGAGUCUGAUCUAAGUCCCAGAGUUAAUAGCAUUUUAACCUUGGAUUUUGAUUCAUCACCAAAAUCUAAGCCAGUUUAAAUCUGAUGAAAGAGGGAGGAGUGAAUUGUUUUCUUUUUUGCAUAUAGGUCCAAAACAAGGUGUUGUUUUUUUUU
This is a messenger RNA of Thamnophis sirtalis, 3861 nucleotides long. It is a transcript of the gene VEGFA, whose product is annotated as vascular endothelial growth factor A. NCBI's taxonomy places the organism in Eukaryota, Metazoa, Chordata, Lepidosauria, Squamata, Natricidae. Gene Ontology annotation, biological process: response to hypoxia; positive regulation of protein phosphorylation; positive regulation of endothelial cell proliferation. The record is from RefSeq and is a predicted model, not a curated record. Gene Ontology annotation, molecular function: heparin binding; chemoattractant activity; growth factor activity. Gene Ontology annotation, cellular component: membrane.